Messenger RNA from Silurus meridionalis, 2580 nucleotides. RefSeq names its product paraspeckle component 1 (gene pspc1). Gene Ontology annotation, molecular function: RNA binding. The coding region runs from base 120 to 1691 and encodes 523 amino acids. Gene Ontology annotation, biological process: regulation of DNA-templated transcription. Lineage: Eukaryota; Metazoa; Chordata; Actinopteri; Siluriformes; Siluridae. The transcript is spliced from 9 exons. The record is from RefSeq and is a predicted model, not a curated record. Gene Ontology annotation, cellular component: nucleus.
UAGACCAGCUCGGUCGUUUCCAUUGUAACAUUAGACAGGAACAGGAGGCAGAUCAAUUUGCUUCGGGUUGUAUUCCGCGUUAAACUGGUUUGUAUUCACCCUCAUAGAGUGUAAGUGAAAUGGCAAACCGAAACCUCAAACAUGUAAACAUUCAGAACAGCUCUCCAUCCCCGAAGCCCCAAAAUCCCACUCGCAGCACGGACUCUCCGUCCACCGAGCGCCCGCAGAAGAUGGAGGGAGCGACGCCAUCGCCGAAAGUCACAAGCCCUCAGCCAGAGCCAGAAGGUAGCAGCGAGCCUCGGGAAAUGACUUUGGACCUGAAGAGCUUCAGGAAACCGGGAGAGAAAACGUUUACGCAGAGGUGCAGACUGUUUGUGGGCAAUCUUCCGACUGAUAUUACCGAGGAUGACUUCCGAAAGCUGUUCGCCAAAUACGGCGAGGCCAACGAGGUGUUCAUUAACCGGGACCGAGGAUUCGGGUUCAUUCGCCUGGAAACAAGGACAUUAGCAGAGAUUGCAAAAGCAGAGCUGGAUGGGACAGUGCUGAGGAACAGGCCAAUUCGUAUCCGCUUUGCCACACAUGGAGCUGCCCUCACAGUUCGCAACCUUUCACCAGUUGUUACCAAUGAGCUUCUGGAGCAGGCAUUUUCACAGUUUGGACCAGUGGAGAGGGCAGUUGUGGUAGUAGAUGAUCGUGGCAGACCUACAGGUAAAGGUAUUUUGGAGUUUGCCAAUAAGCCUGCUGCCCGAAAGGCUCUUGACCGUUGUGCUGAUGGAGCUCUUUUACUGACUACGUCUCCACGGCCAGUUAUUGUUGAACCAACGGAGCAGUUUGAUGAUGAAGAUGGUCUUUCAGAAAAACUAUUGCAAAAGACAGCACAAUAUCAUAAGGAACGAGAGCAGCCUCCACGCUUUGCCCAGCCAGGCACCUUUGAAUUUGAGUACUCUUCACGUUGGAAGGCGCUCGAUGAGAUGGAGAAACAGCAACGUGGUCAAGUGAGCAGGAAUAUCCAAGAGGCUAAGGAGAAACUGGAAGCUGAGAUGGAGACUGCAAAACAUGAGCACCAGCUCAUGAUGAUGAGACAAGAUCUUAUGCGUCGUCAAGAAGAGUUGCGGCGACUGGAGGAACUGAGAAACCAGGAGCUGCAGAAGCGCAAACAGAUGGAGAUGAGGCACGAGGAAGAGAGGCGGAGACGCGAAGAGGAAAUGAUGCGCCACAGGGACCCAGAUGACAUGAGACGACAGCCCGAUGCUUUUAAACCUGCUUUUAUGGAUAGCAGAGAACAGGAUAUGAGAAUGAGUGAAAUGGGUGCCCGUGGAGCCGUUAAUAUGGGAGAUGCUUUUAAUCCUGCCGCUGCUGUUAGCGGUAACCAAGGCCCUGCCCAAAUGAUGGGUAUGGGCAUGUCAGGCCGGGGUGGAGCCAUGGGGCCAGAGGGAUCAGCAAAUAUGGGGGCACCCCUCAUUCAAGAUAACGGAAAUAUGCGUAAUGAAAGAUUUUCUCAGGGAGCGCCUGCUCAGAUGGGUUCUUCAAUGGGUAUUCGACCAGGUGUUGAAUCCCCCCAGCAACAACAGUCACCUGUGAUUGGUGGUGCAGGACCUGUGCCUCCAAUGGGUGGUCCAGGUGGAUUUGGGCGAGGAAGUCCUGUUGGGGGAAACUUUGACGGGCCCAACAGCAAGCGCCGUAGAUACUAGGCUUUUGUUUUCUUUCGUAAUAGUGAAUUUUAAUCUUUGACCCAGAACAUCUAACCUCUUGUUUCUGAAUAUUCAUUUAAUGUUCUUCUCAGUGGUGCUGCUCUUAGACAACCAUUCGUGUUGACUUUUGUCUCGAGUCUUUGAGGCAUAGCAUAAACUAGUUUUGAUCAUGGAAAUGAAAACAACACUGUUUUGAGACUGACAUUGCCUUAACUGUGCAUAUACCAUAGUAAAGUCCGAUUCUUGUCAAAUAGAGUUUCUGAGGGAAGUGUCUGAAUAAAUUUGCUUGAAUAAAUGCCUUUGCUAAGCUAAUGUAUAGGUCAAUUAUGGCUAUAUUUUACGGUUUACCUGAUUAUAUGGAACUUUAUUAUUUGAUAUGCAGUUUGUUUGUUUUUUUUGCCUACUCAGAACCUUUUAUUUGACAAGACAUGUUGGAACCUCUUUUGAGGGUUUCUGGCUUCUGUAUGUGCACAAGGCAAGUGGUAAAAUAUACGAUAAGGUGAGAUCAAGAAAUGGAACAAAAUGAGAAUCUGAGUUUGCAAAAAGUUCAUUUGAGCUAUUGUUACUUUUCUGUGGAAGCAAAGCAACAUCACCUAUACAUGAAUUAUUGAGCGUCUUGUAUACAGCAUGCUUUAAACAGGAACGUGCCCUUUUCCAAUCAUGAGGUUCUAAGAAUCUGUUGCCUAUAACAUCUUUAACUUUCAUGCUAUUAGAUAAAUGUUUUACUUUAGUUGUUGGGAAAGAGCAUGUUGCUUGGGACAUCCUCUUUGUACAACAUCUGAUUUACAGUGAUUGUUUUUUAGACUACUACAUGUAGAAUGGAUAGUAAUAGUAGUGUAUGUCAUGUAGAAUGUGCAUGCCAUUUAGCAGCCAUUUUUGUUUUAGCGAA